Molecule: messenger RNA, 550 nt
Organism: Orycteropus afer afer
Lineage: Eukaryota; Metazoa; Chordata; Mammalia; Tubulidentata; Orycteropodidae
Gene: SRD5A1
Product: steroid 5 alpha-reductase 1
Exons: 3
Biological process (GO): steroid biosynthetic process
Molecular function (GO): 3-oxo-5-alpha-steroid 4-dehydrogenase activity
Source: RefSeq, a predicted model, not a curated record
AUGGAGCUCGGCGAGCGCUGGCUGCUGGAUGCGCUGGCCGGCCUGCUGGGCGUCUUCGGCUGCCUGGUCUUGGUGCUGGGUGGGCAGGUGGUGGGCUCGCCCUACGGCCGCUAUUCGUCUCAGUGGAUGGGCUGGCGCUUGCCGGCGCGGCCGGCCUGGGUGCUGCAGGAGCUCCCUUCGCUGGUCCUACCACUGCUGGAGUGCGCUCGGGGUGACGGCCACCUGCGCUGCUGGCCCAACGCUUUGCUGAUGGCCAUGUUCCUCGUGCACUACGCGCACCGGAGCUUGAUCUUCCCAUUUCUGAUUCGAAGCGGUACACCAAUGCCAUCCUACACGUGUGCAUUGGCCUUCGUUUUCUGCGCCUGUAACGGCUACCUGCAAAGCAGGUACCUGAGCCGGUAUGCGGAGUAUGCUGAAGACUGGGUGACCGACCCGCGCUUCCUGACCGGCUUUGCCAUGUGGUUAGUGGGCAUGUUGAUAAACAUCCACUCAGAUCACAUCCUCAGGAACCUCAGGAAACCAGGGGAGACUGGAUACAAAAUACCGAGGG